UGUGUGUGUGUGUGUGUGUGUGUGUGUGUGUUGGAACUCAGUCACCACCCUCACUACCAUCACUAGGAUAACACACGACUAGCACGCCCACCACCACACUAAGAGAAUAGAAGACUACCAUUGUGUUGAGCACCAGAAGGAGACGAAAAGGAGAGAAGCGUCGCACAGGAUAAGGACGAUGGAUCCCGCCAACAUCUUCAAAAUCAUUACCAACAGCACACUCUUAGCCACGCGCCUCCUUCCCGACCAGCCCCUGCCCAUAGAGUUCUCGGCGACCCGCUACUGUGCCGCCCUGCCCGAGGACAGCCCCCUGGCCGUUGUAGUGGCCACCCUCCACGCCACACACGCCCAUGGCGCUGAAAUCAAGUACAGCAUCACGGGAGGCAACGCUGGCGGCCUCUUCACCAUCGACCAACGCUCCGGCACCGUCUCCCUGGCCGCCGCACUGGACCACGAGCUCAGCCAUCAGCACCAGUUGGAAGUCACGGCUGAGGCAGGAGGAGCCGCAGCCCGCGCCCAGCUGGUGGUGCAGGUCGGGGACGUCAAUGACAACGUCCCAGAGUUCGUGCGUCCCGCCCCGCGCAUCACGGUUAUCGAGGAGGAUGACAGGGAUUUGCCCGCGACUAUUGCCAGAGUGGAGGUGGUGGACGCGGACAGCAGUGACGCAGUAGGCCUGUCCUUCCGAGUGAGUGGUGACGGUGUGGAUCAUCUCAGUGACGGGGACGCCUUCUUCACCAUCAACGACAGCACCGGAGACCUCAUCCAGCUCAGAGCCCUCGACCGGGAUCCGCCGCACGGGAGAGGUGAGUGGCGGUUGCUGGUGGAGGUGCGGGACGGCCAGGGACGCCGGGAGGAGCAGCAGACAACCCCAGUAAUUCCCCAACCAUUCUCCCCGUCCCACCUACACCGCCAGGCGUCUUGGGGUCACCAGGAUCCUGAAAGAGAUGUCACCCCCACCCAAAUCUGGCCUCAGUUCCUUCGAGGCGAAGACUUGGCCAUAGGAGACACGGGGCAUGGGAGACCAGAUGAUGGAGGAAGAGAAGAGCGUCAGGCGUCAACUCAUAGAAAGCACCACAAUGUCGCCUCAGCUACAAGUGAAGGGCAGCCCUUCCCACAACACCUGCAUGAAGGAAGGCCACAGAGAGGACUCGUUACGGAGAGAACCAGAGACAGUACUGCAGUGGGUGUGACUGUGGGUGUGGGUCUGAUGGAUGGGGGCAUCAGGAAACCUGCCAUCAAGGCGGGCAGGACCAGUAUAAUGGAGGCUGCUGGUCGUCUUUCAGAGCGAAAAGAAGUGAAGGCAGAGGGGAUAUCGAUUUUCACGCCGCAGGGAAACAAGUUGAAUAAAGACAUCGGGCCGUCCAGACGCCGUGUCGGGGAUGUAUCUGCCGUCACGUCCCAGUUCCCGAGGCGGUGGGGCGGCGAAGAUGUGAGCGCCAUGGAUGGCGUGGGCGGCGUGCAGUAUCGGGACAGGCGAUCCUCGUACCUUGGAGUGACGGCAGCGGCGAGUGGCUCCCCGUCAGGCCAUCCAUCACCACAGACAGCAAUCACAGUCGCCGCGGGCCGCCGGGAGCAUUGGAAACAAAACCGGAAAACUUGGAGCCACAACUUGCAUUUACAUGUGAAGGACAAAUCAGAAUCCACUUCGAAAUUCCCUCUCGGCACUAAAAACAAGCGCGUGACAGGCCGGCACGACCCUCCCGCCCAAGCAACUCCAAACCACCACCUGGGAACGCCCGCUCAUGACUUUCAGAUGAGGAACGUGAGGGAUUCCAUGAAGCUACCCGUCGCAAGACUUCCAGGCAGUGACGGUCACGUUGUGGUGCCGCCACCAGAUCAGUCACAAGGAAAUCGGCACCCAUGCGACGGAAUGCUAGAGGUUCGCCGCGCCGUGAACACUGCGCCGCAGAGUGCAGUAACGGACACCCCUCCAAUUGCUGAGAAUGGUACUCAACAAACCCUUUCUUCUUUCUCCUCUCACUCUGACCGGACUCCAGACCCGCCUGGCGCCGCCCCCACCGACAACAUGGCACCUCGAGGCUCGUUUCUCGCAGGAAGCACCAAGCUAGGGUUUCUUGAGGCGAGGAAAUCCAGCACAACAGAGGUUUUGGAAAAGACUCCGUCGCGCCACAGGAGGGAUGGCCAGAAUACUGCUCCCAGUCAGCAUAAAUACUCUGCGCUUAGCGUAAGGCUAGGAGACGCUGCCGAAGAGAUGAACAUGAUCCACACAUUCCACCGGACUAGCCUGGAAUCUCCUGCCACCACUAAAAUAGAUCUUUCGUCUGGUGGCGUCGCCGGUAGCAAGAUUGUGCGCGAGGCAGGCCUGGAAGCUCUCACGCCCUCGCCACUAGAGGAAAGCAGCUGUGAAGGAGUGGAGGUGCUUGGCGGUGGUGGUAGAGACGAAGGAAGUGAUGGAAGCAGAGUGCACGUGGUGGAAACGGUGGUGACGGUGCUAGUGAAGGACAUCAACGACAACGCCCCGGUCUUCCCCAACACCACCAUGUUGGGUCAUGUGCAGGAAAACGGGCCCGCGGGGGAGGCGGUGGUGGUGGUGUCGGCGUGGGACGCUGACGAUGCUACAGACGGGACCAACGCGCGGCUCACCUACGCCAUCGAGAAGAACGUGGUGGACGAGGGCACAGGCGCCGCCAUCUUCACCAUGGAGUCUGCCACGGGGAUGGUGAGGACAGCGCGCUGCUGUCUCGACCGCGAGACCACGCCCGAGUAUCAGAUACAGGUGGUGGCCUCCGACGGGGGUGGCCUCAAGGGCACGGGCACGGUGGUGAUACGUGUGGCAGACCAAAAUGAUAACUCGCCCCGCCUCGCCCGCCGCCUGUGGGAGUUACAAGUGGAGGAGACGCCGCCCACAAUCCCGCCGCCCAACACCACCCUGCUAGAACUGACGGCCGCUGACAGGGAUGCCCACAACACCUUCCUGUACAGGGUGGUGCCGGACAGUGGCCACGGCUGGGAGAACUUCGGUGUGAGGUCUGUGGGCGCCGCCGGACAGCUGUUUGCAGUGAACGGCCUUGACUACGAGCUGGAGACACACCGUCGGGGCUUCCGCUUCAUGGUGCAAGUGACGGACCAGGGUCCCCAGGGGUGGGAGGACCUGCAGCACGUGGACUCUGCCUGGGUCACGGUGAGGCUGCUUGACGUGAACGACAACCCACCCUUGUUCUCUCGCCCACACGCCCACGUUACUGUGAAGGAAGACGCCGCCCCUGGCACGCCGUUGGCCACACUGAACGCCCACGAUCCUGACGCGGGCAGCAGGCAGGGCGUGGACUACAGGCUGGAGGGCGGCUGGGAUGCCCUUGCUGUGGAUGGGGACGGAAGCGUCAGUCUAGUGCGGCAGCUGGACAGAGAAGCUCCAGGCGGAGAGGAGGGUGAGGUGCUGGUGGUGGCCGUGGACAGAGGCAGCCCGUCGCUCUCUGCUACCGCCACACUCACCAUCACCGUCACUGAUGUCAACGACUGCCCUCCGCUUCUCCUACAGCCCACACUCUUGCAUGUCACAGAGGGUGAUCCACCAACCAAGUUGGGCGUGCUCAGAAUGACCGAUCCUGACGUGUGGGCUCUGGGUCACGGACCGCCCUUCUUUCUCUCUCUGGCGCCCACCAACACGCCCCUCGUCCUCUCCCUCAUCAGUCUUAAAUUUGACCCACGCCUGGACAGUGGACGUGGUGGGGCGGAGAUAUGGACGGCGGGCGCGGUGGACAGGGAGCAGCACCGUCAUUUGGUCGUGGAGGUGGCGGUACAGGACGCCCAGGGUUUGGCCGCUAUACACCGCGUCACUGUGAUGGUGGACGACGUCAAUGACAACCCCAUGAAGGCCGCCACCAAGACUGUGUACCUGUGGAAGACUCAGGGCGGCGGGACAGACGCCCCGCUGGGCCGGGUGUUCGUGCAGGACCCCGAUGACUGGGACCUGGCGGACAAACACUUUGAAUGGGCUGGUCCACCUCACCCUCUGUUCACGCUUAAGCCAAGUGAUGGGAUGCUCUUCGCUUCCAGCCAAGUCCGGGAAGGCAGGUAUGAGUUACAGUUCUCAGUCAGUGACCGCGUGUGGCGUCAGAGAGGUGUGGCCGCCAACGUGACGGUCCUGGUGCACCUCUUAAGUCCCGACGCCCUCACCCACGCUGCACCCCUCGCUCUCACGCCCACCACACCCGCUGCCCUCACACGCGGUUGGUCCCCCUCGGAGGGCGGCGGGAAACUUGGGACAGUUCUGGCCGAGGUGCUGGCGGUGCUGGAGGAGCGGCAGGCCACAGUGGAGGUGGUGAGUGUUUACAGUGGCUGUGGUCUACCAAACACCACGUUCCCCUUCCCUGAUUCGAGUCCCGCGCCCUCUACCUGUGUUUGGCUCAGUGCUAAGGACGCUCGCGGCAGGUACCUGGACCCUGUCAAGAUUCAGGGACUUCUUGCCCUGCACACUCACCAGAUAACGGCGGCCACCAACCUGACUGUCACCGCUCACCCACCGCCAGAUGACGCCCACACUAUGGAGGACACACACCUGCACUCCGCCACCUCCCUCGCCUCCACCAGCCCUCCACUGCAGGUUGUGGACACAAACUCCACCUCCCUGGUCACGCCGCGCCUCACCCACGCCUCGCCAUGCCACGGCCACGCCCUGGAAUCCCGCUCGCCCUUAGUUUGUCUGAAUGGUGGACGCUUCGUCAGGUCUCUAGAUGGUGGUGAGAGGUGCGUGUGCCCAGGGAAAACCUCUGGUCCGCGGUGCAAGGUGCUUGGACGCACUUUCUGGGGAUCUGGGUGGGCAUGGCUACGCCCGCUGCCGCCCUGUCUGCCCACCACCAUUUCCCUGCGCCUCCUAACCCGCCACCAGCAAGGCCUUCUGCUGUACGCCGGGCCCCUGGCACCAGCACUGCGUCGCGCCGCCCCAACACCAAUGCUCACGUUGCAGCUGGUGGGCGGGUGGCCCCAGGUGCUAGUGGAGGGGGUGGACGGCUCCCUUAAGCUUCAGGUCAACACGUCCCUGAGUGACGGCCGCUGGCACACCCUACACCUCGUCAUCGACCACCAGGGAGUGGUGCUAAUGGUGGAUCUGUGUGGGCGUGGUUGGGAAGGCAGAACUGAGGACGGCGCCCACUGCCUUGCUCAUGGUAAAUGGCGUCGGCUUCAGGGCAGUGCUACUUGGCUGAGCUCAGCACCUCUCCAGGUGGGUGGAUUCGCCCAUCCUCCACCAGGGCGGGAACAACACGGGUGGCGUGAGACGCCCACCGACAGCCAUCUGGCAGGCUGCCUUUCUCACCUCACCAUCAACUCUCAGAUGAUUGACUUGGGCGAGCCUGCCUACAGCCAUGACAGUGCUAGUGGCUGCCUGCCCCAGGACGCGGCGUGUGUAGGAGGGUGCGGUGUCAGGGGUCGCUGCGUGGGUGGCUUGGUGCUGCCAUGGUGUGACUGUGAGCCAGGCUGGACGGGGCCACACUGCACCGCGCCCACCGUGCCCAUCCGUCUGGGGGCAGCCUCCUACAUGAAGGUGGCGCUCUCUUUCACUCCUGCUCCCCGAGUGGUCAAGCUGCAGGUGCGAAUCAGACUGCGGGGCGCUCGCAACGGCCUGCUGCUUCACCUGGCAGCACACCAUCGCGCUGCCGCCUUCACCCUGCACCUGAAGGCUGGUGUAGCUUGCGCCUCCGUGUCUGGCGCUGGAUGGGCUGCGAGGAUAGCGUGCGUGGAGAGGCGCCCGCUUGGUGAUGGGAUGUGGCACACUGUGGCCGCGGAACGUCACGGCCACAAUCUCCGCGUGAGUGUGGAUGACGGGGAUGGAUGGAGCCUCAGCGAGACCCUGACCUCCAUGGACACGCCUGCCUGGGAGGGGCCGCCGCCACCACUCAUGGUGAACAAGCACGACGGCGUGACGGUGGGCGGCCUGCCUGAGUUCGUGGGCGUGAACCUAGUGACGGUGCACGACGACCUACAAGACACCUGCCUGGACGAUCUACGAGUGUCGGACCACCAACUCCCUUUACCUCCAGCUGUAAACGGUACCACCUGGGGGCAGGUGACUACAAUGGAGCACUUCAUUGAGGGGUGUCAUCCUCCCGGAGAUCCUUGUGCCAACAUUAGCUGUGCUGCGCCACGCUCAUGCCGAGCCGCCUGGGACCAGCCAUCCUGCAGCUGUGGUCCCGGCAUGCGUCUGGUGGACGGAGUCUGCAAGGAUGUAGACGAGUGCCAGUGGCGGCCGUGUCUGCACGGCGGUUCUUGCCUCAACCUACAACCCGGUUACGUGUGUGUGUGUGGACCAGGCCACGUAGGUGACCAUUGCCAGUGGUCCAAGAUAGCUACCAGUGGCCAUCCCGUAGCACCCCCCGCUGCCAUCGCGGCUAUCACCGUGUCCGUCCUCGUCCUGGUGGUGCUUGGCCUGGUGUUGUCCCUGCGGCUGCACCGGCUGAGGGGCGUACAAGGCCUACAGGCAGGAGCAGUGAAAGGCGGCAUCCAGAGUGUGAAGGAGGCUGCAGUGGAAGGCAGUGAAGAUGGAAGUGUUGGAGAGGCAGCUGUGCAGGAAGGGUCCAGCGACACCCUGAUGGAGCUGCUCAAAUUACGAGUGUCGAGGGACCCAUCAGGACUGUCGGAGGAACACUCAGCAGUGCCAUCGGGGUGGGGAAGCUGUGGCAGCGUCUUGUUGGUGGAAACACAGCACCUGCCCGCCAUGCACCUCGAGGACCGGCCAACCUGUCCCUGCGGAGAUAUCACCGCCUCAGCACACCGCGGCUCUUCUACGUCAGCGGACAACUUGGCGCAACACCGAGACCUAGCAGCUGCAGAUGAGGGAGGCGGUAUUGCUGCGGGAACUGUCUGGCCAGAGAUGUACAGGAUUUCAGGCACCAUGAUUAGCUAGAGGAGAGAGCGCCUGCGCGUCCCCAACAGGUGGAGGAGGAGAGGAGGUUGCACCUGCGGAGGCGUGUGGCUGGGCACAGCGGGGAGAGAACGCCGCAUGGGGAGGACCUAUCCCAAGAGACAAAGGCGCAAGCCACCACGAGGCUUCAAAAACACUCCUGGUGAGAAAGCAAAGCGUUUUAGAUACUGGUCUGAGUCACACUACACAACGAGAACCAUCCCCGUGGCUCCCUGCUGCCUUCCAUUACCCGGCGGCCUUCCACGCCAGCAGAGAGCACCUCCCCUUGGCUUGCUCCACCGAUCUACCGCGUGGCGCCAAAACAGGAUCCUUUGCACAUGAAGUCUGAAAAAUACAGUUGCCUUCCCAGAUUUUCUCUCAAGAUGCGAACUUGUUCUACCGUGAAGUCCUGAUGUUGUCCCUGUCCGUGAUGACAAAACCACCCCCCUGCCCAUCCUUGCCCCUGAGAGCUUUAGUGGAUGACACUACCGAGAGAAAGAUAUAUAUAUAUAUAUAUAUAUAUAUAUAUAUAUAUAUAGAGAGAGAGAGAGAGAGAGAGAGAGAGAGAGAGAGAGAGAGAGAGAGAGAGAGAGAGAGAGAGAGAGAGAAUAUUAUUUUAGAAAAAAAAAUAUUGAUAUAAGAUUCUGAGCAUAUGAUUCUUUUCACAAACCGUCUACUGUGUGGAAACCAAAAAAGACUUUUCUCUGCUCAAUUGUGAGCGAGAGUAACUGAGCGGUGGUGAUAAUAGUGACGACUGUGAUGAUAAGAAUGAUGAUAAUAAUAUUGAUAAUAAUGAUAAUAAUAAUAAUAAUAAUAAUAACAAUAAUGAUAAUAAUAAUGAUAAUAAUAAUAAUAAUAACAAUAAUAAUAAUAAUAAUAAUAAUAAUAAUAAUAAUAAUAAUAAUAAUAAUAAUGGUGAUGAAAAUCACAUAUUGGUUAUCUGUAAGGUGCGAGUGACUGACAGAAUGCUUGUGAUUAUUUGUUUGUUUGUUUGUACUGUGUUUUGUGGCAAGACAUGAAGUUUAUACAUUCCUUAAUAUAAAUAAGAAAAAUUAUAUUGUUCUUUUUCCUUACCCACCACCUUAUGGUAACCCUGUGGAGGAAAACUGCCCUUCAUGUUGCUCAAACGGGAGUAAA
Portunus trituberculatus (swimming crab) is the source of this 7996-nucleotide messenger RNA. Its product is annotated as putative neural-cadherin 2. The record is from RefSeq and is a predicted model, not a curated record. Lineage: Eukaryota; Metazoa; Arthropoda; Malacostraca; Decapoda; Portunidae. Gene Ontology annotation, cellular component: plasma membrane. The transcript is spliced from 28 exons. The coding region runs from base 179 to 6862 and encodes 2227 amino acids. Gene Ontology annotation, molecular function: calcium ion binding. Gene Ontology annotation, biological process: homophilic cell-cell adhesion.